Molecule: messenger RNA, 2107 nt
Organism: Setaria italica (foxtail millet)
Lineage: Eukaryota; Viridiplantae; Streptophyta; Magnoliopsida; Poales; Poaceae
Product: probable glucuronosyltransferase Os03g0107900
Exons: 3
Coding region: 53-1441 (462 amino acids)
Molecular function (GO): glycosyltransferase activity
Source: RefSeq, a predicted model, not a curated record
AGGGAGGGAGAAGGAAGAGGGGAAAGGUUUGCUCUGCCAAGUUGAGUUGAGCAUGCUGUGCUCUGUCUCUGGUCAUCACCAAACACCAACUCAUGACGCCCCAAAGCUGAGAGCACAGCCUCAGCAGCUGUUGUGUCAGCUCCGCCCGCGCCCCUCCGCCAUGAGAGAUCCCAAGCCGAGGAGAAGCCAGGCAGCUCCCACCCUCGCCGGCAAGCUGCGCAAGCACUCCACCUGGCUCCUUCUCCUGCUGUGGUUCGCCCUCUCCCUCUACCUCUUCAUCUCCGCCACGCCGUCCGCCACCGCGCCGCUCCGGCGCUCCGCCUUCCUCCGUUCCAAGGCCCGCGCCCUCUCAGCCACCACCGCCGGCGCCGCGCCCCCCGUCCGGAUCUACGUCUACGACCUCCCCGCCCGCUUCAACCGCGACUGGGUGGCCGCCGACGCGCGGUGCGCGCGCCACCUCUUCGCCGCCGAGGUGGCGGUGCACGAGGCAUUGCUGGCCUACGCCGGCCGCGCCGCGCGACCCGAGGACGCCGACCUCUUCUUCGUGCCCGUCUACGUCUCCUGCAACUUCUCCACGCCCAACGGCUUCCCCUCGCUGUCGCACGCGCGGGGGCUGCUCGCCGAGGCCGUCGACCUCGUCCGCAGCCAGAUGCCGUACUGGAAUCGCUCCGCCGGAGCCGACCACGUCUUCGUCGCCUCCCAUGACUUCGGCGCCUGCUUCCAUCCCAUGGAGGAUGUAGCCAUUGCCGAUGGCAUACCGGCGUUCCUGAAGAGGUCCAUCCUGCUACAGACAUUUGGUGUUCAGGGCCAUCACGUAUGUCAGGAGGUGGAGCAUGUGGUCAUCCCACCUCAUGUGCCACCGGAGGUGUCUCGUGAGCUACCGGAGCCGGAGAAGAUGCAGAGGGACAUUUUUGCCUUCUUCAGGGGCAAGAUGGAGCUGCACCCCAAGAACAUUAGUGGCCGCUUCUACAGCAAGAAGGUGAGGACUGAGCUACUUCAACAUUAUGGUCGCAAUCACAAGUUUUACCUUAAGAGAAAGCGGUUCGACAACUACCGAUCAGAAAUGGCUCGGUCACUGUUCUGCCUCUGCCCGCUGGGAUGGGCCCCAUGGAGUCCUCGGCUUGUGGAAUCAGUCCUUCUCGGCUGCAUACCCGUCAUAAUUGCUGAUAACAUACGGCUUCCGUUCCCUUCUGUCCUUCGGUGGCCAGAGAUCUCAUUGCAGGUCGCCGAGAAGGACAUAGCCAGUCUUGAGAUGGUGCUCGACCAUGUUGUGGCGACCAAUUUGACCACAAUACAGAAGAACUUGUGGGAUCCAGUGAAGCGGAAGGCACUGGUUUUCAACCAUCCAAUGGAAGUGGGAGAUGCUACAUGGCAAGUGUUGAGGGAGCUUGAGGUUUUGCUAGACCAGUCUCAGAGGAGGUAUGUUGGAUCCUGGAGGUGAAGACCAGAGAGGAUCCGUUUGUCUAAUCUGUUGCAGCUGUGCAACUAUUGUACAUGACCACAUGCCACCCAACUGGCAACAUCGACAGCCAGUCGAGACUUGAGCCUGAGAUCUACUUCUGACAUAGAUUUUUCUCGCCAGAAAUUCAGAAUACGAAUCUCAAACCAGAGGUCCACUUCUGAUGUUUUUUUCUCGCCAGAAAUUCAGAAUAUGAAUCUCAACCAGAGUUCUAUUUCUUAUGGAUUUUUCUCGCCAGAAAUUCAGAAUACCAAUCUCAUAUGAGAGAUCUGGACCUUCAUUAGUCAAUGGGGAUGCUAGCUCAACCUGCAUUGGCUGGUUGCCUGGUUGGUGCCUGACUAGAGAUCCCAAUCUCGGGGUGACAAGUUGACCAACUCUGUGUGUAUAGGGAAAUUGUUUACUCAUUUGUUUAUUCUUUGAGAAGUGGGAAGAGCCUGCUUUUCUUGCCAUAGGAAGAACAUGUUCAUGUAUUUUCUGGUUGUACACUUGUAGAGUUGCUGGGCUGUUCCAACUACUAGUAUUAUGCUAGUUAAAUUCUUGUAAAUGGAAGGGUGCCCAAGAAUGUAUUGGUGAUUGAACUAUAACCAGAAGCAAUCUGCUAUUGGAAGCCAGUGAAACAUGGCCAGGAUCUAUUCUUUGCAAUUUUCA